UGCAAAUGUGUAAUGACAGAUGGGCAAAUAAAGUAAACAAAUAUAAGAAAUUUCCAGUGCUAGAAUUUAUUCGUCCACUUCAAUGGCUUAAAUAAUGAAGAAUCUGAAAAGUGUAUCUGUGCAAGUUAUCGACAGCGAUAUAGCAGUGCUGUUACCUAAUGGUGUUUAUGAAAUUAAACAAAUGGAGACAAAAUCUUCCAGAUUAAAACAGAUAUGCCUUUUUUGCCUUGCCUUAUGUGUAUUUGGAAUUUUUGGUUUUGGAUACUUCUGCCCUGAUAAGGUGUGUGCCCUCAGUUCCAAAGAAACAAGCAUUUUGUUAGAAGAUUUUGGUAAACCUUUAGCUCAUGGAAGUAGUAAAGUAGGCUUAAGUUAUGACGAUAUGUUAAAUGAUGAUUUUUCUUUUGAUAUGGAUUCUCAUGAUGUUAUGGUUUUUUUGCACAUGCAAAAAACUGGAGGUACAUCUUUUGGUAAACAUCUUGUUCAUGACUUGGAUUUAAAAAGACCAUGCAAGUGUCCCAGAAAACGUAAAAGAUGUUACUGUUUUCGACCUCAUUCGAACCAGAGUUGGUUAUUUAGCCGAUACACAACUGGAUGGAAGUGUGGCCUUCAUGCAGACUGGACCGAAUUAACUAGUUGUGUGGACGAAAAACUAGAUGACUUGGAAGAUGUUGUUAAAAGACGUUACUUCUACAUCACAUUACUUCGAGAGCCAGUGUCGAGAUAUUUAUCCGAGUUCCGUCAUGUGCAAAGAGGGGCUACUUGGAAAGGAUCCAAGCAUUUCUGUAAAGGUAAAGCAGCCAGUGAUAAAGAAAUUCCUCCUUGCUAUGAAGGGGACAAUUGGGAAGGGGUACAGUUAGACGAAUUUAUAGACUGUGACAGUAAUUUAGCUGCAAAUCGCCAGACCAGAAUGUUAGCAGAUCUCGAAUUGGUUGGAUGUUAUAAUAAAAACUAUAUGCCGGAAGCUGAUCGUGACAGGAUAAUGUUGGUUAGUGCGAAGAAAAACCUCCAAUCAAUGGCCUUUUUUGGUUUAACUGAACACCAGAAGAUUUCGCAAUAUAUAUUUGAAGAGACAUUUAAUCUUAGAUUCGCCAUUCCUUUUGAACAAAAUAAUGCCACUGUAUCGAGCUCCACAUUGCCUACUUUAACGACAAAACAAGCAGCAAAAAUAUCUCAGCUAAAUAAGCUAGAUAUUGAAUUAUAUAAUUUUGCGAAAAAACUACUUUUUGACAGAUUUGAAAAGUUGAAAGCCAGAGAUUUAGAUUUCGAGGAGAGAUUUAAACAUUUAGGGGAGUUGACAAUUAAGAACGGUCCUACUGAGUUUGAUUGGGAAAAAUUAGAAGAUCCUACAGAGUCUUCGAAUUGAACCGAUUUAUUUUUUAAUUGAGGAUAUAAAGUGCCAUAUUUUGUACUGUGUUAUUUUAAAACUGUGUGGUGGAAUUUUACUAUUAAUUUUCACUAAUAUCACAUUUUAAUAUUACCUACUUGCUCCCGAUUAGUCGGGAAUAAAUAGUGAUAAGCAAAGAGAUGGGACAGCAACGCGCUUGGUCAAGUAGACCUGUGCCCCCGGGUCUGCUUCCCUGCAUGGGAACUGACAGUGAUCCUUUAGGGGCUGAUUUUUGUUUUCAGCACAGGAUCCAAACAAACUUGAACUGAGAUGAGAAGUGAAGAUUUUAUUUUCUUUUUAGUUGAAUGACUACAUAUUAUGACUUUAAAAUAAUUUUAAACCACGUUUUUAGACAGACCUUUUAAAUUUCACCUCACUAUUGGUUGAAGUUAAGAAACGUAAUUCUCUUUGAAAAGUUUUUUUUAAUGAGAUACUAUUAGAUGUUUUUUAGUGUAUUGAAAAAAUCUGUAGAAGCAACAAAUAUAAAGUAAAGCUGUGGUAUUUAACACCAAAAUAGGUUCAUAAGUUUAACACCCACAGGUUUAAUAUUGUAAGAUAAAAAAAUAUAUUAAUAAUUAAAAUAUUGCUUACCAUUUCUCAUUUAAAAACUGGUGUUACUUUUAAAGAAUUAACUAUAUACAAUUUUAAUGCAACAUUUACAAUAUACAUUCAAAGUAUUACUGAUAGUUAAUGCUCAAGUAACAUCUUUUAAGUUUAUGAAGCCAUAGUGGUAUCUAACUGUAUGGGGUGAUGUCCAUUUUUUUUUUCAAAUUUAAGAUAUUUUAUUUUUAACUACAAUUAUCAAUUGGCUAAUCAGUGAUGUUUGUUGUAUUCUCCAUGUUAUUUAUGACCUCCUCCCAACUUUAACAAUUCCGGUUUUGACUCGUCCAACCAAACUCUUAACUCACUGUUAUUGUUAAAAGCAACUCCACGUAAGGAGUUUGACAAAGAGCGGAAAAGGUGAAAAUCAGGUGCGAAAUCGCGAGAGUAAGAUGGGUCCCAAUUCAACUCCCGAAUGGCCGUUUUGGUUAUAUUGGCAAUGUGUAUACAUUGUCAUGUUGUAAAAGAACAUCAUAUCGCUGAUCAGGUCUUUUUUUACUGAAUAGCCGUGUGGAGUCAGCAUAGUUGUUUUGUUUUGACAGUUUGAUUGUUUGGUACAAGUUUAUGAUAAAGAAUCCCUUUCCAAUUCAACCAGACACAUAACAUUGUCUUCCAGGGAUGAAGUUCUGGCCUUGUUCACAGAGUUGCUUGUUUCUUGGGACUUAAUUCAUUCUUUCCACUGGUUCAAGUUCACUUACAGACACUAUUUUUCAUCAUAGUGACAAUAUGAUGAAUAAAAUGUUCCUUCUGACGACAGAUCAAAACGUGGGAUCCAAGCGCCGAGUCUUUGAACUUUUUCCAUCGAAUGCAGGUGGGUUACUACUAUUUUGUGAUCAUAUCCCUUCUUCUAAGCCAAUACCCUUGUUGAUUGUCUUGGAUUUUUGUGAAGCAGUCAAUUAAAUUGCUCUUCAUGUCUUGAAAUCACCUUUAAAAAGCGAAAACUAUCGGCGGGCCGUUUGUUCAUUCAUCGAAUCAUCACCAUAUAUGGCACAAAUUUCUCGAGCAGCUUGAAUGGCUUUAGCGUUUUCCCUGUUCCGAUUAAAAACAAAAAGCAAGUGCCGAAAAUGAUAAAUUUCAUCAACUUGACAUUCCAUUUAAAAUGAAUGAAAAUUUACAAAAAUUAAAUCAAACGAAGCAAUCAAAUACACAAUGUGAUGGAGCAAUAAAUCCUCUUACGAAUGACGUGUCACUUUGACAGUGCGUUUAAUUUUCGUGUGAAUUUUUAAAUAUGAUAAAAAAAUGGACAUUACUUAUUCCUCAUCCCAAUACAUUCAUUUUAAGUAAAAAUAUUCAAUUGGAAUAUUUCGAAUAAAUAUUUACAGCACACCGUUUGUGUGUGUGUGUGUGUUCCGUUAUUUUGAAGUGUUUAACUAUCCACGAACUCUAAAGACUAGAGGUUAUUAUAUCACCAUUUAAGGCACUUCAUUAAUAAUUUUAAACAUCUUGUUAAAUUUACCAAUUAAUGCUUUAAAGGUUCAGUAGCAGUUUGUCAAUUUUCGAGGUGAUGAUCUAAAAAAUUUAUAUCUAAAACCCUUUCCUGUAGAGUCCGUAAACUGAUGACGAUAUAAAUCCCAGUGAAGAAAUGUACACAAGAUAUUCAUACAAUUUCACCACACAGCUCUAAAAGUAUCUAUGAUUAUGAAGUUCGGUGUGCCUCAAAAUCGACCAUUUUCCAGUAUCUCAUCAUUAUACCAACAUUAAAUCAGAAUCACUGUUGAAAUAAUUUGAAUCUACAGUAAGAUCGUAUUCGAUGCAAAGUAGAGCAAAAAAUUGUCGGUCUU
This is a messenger RNA of Anoplophora glabripennis (Asian longhorned beetle), 3765 nucleotides long. It is a transcript of the gene Hs6st, whose product is annotated as heparan-sulfate 6-O-sulfotransferase 2. The record is from RefSeq and is a predicted model, not a curated record. Gene Ontology annotation, cellular component: membrane. NCBI's taxonomy places the organism in Eukaryota, Metazoa, Arthropoda, Insecta, Coleoptera, Cerambycidae. Gene Ontology annotation, molecular function: heparan sulfate 6-sulfotransferase activity. The transcript is spliced from 5 exons. The coding region runs from base 95 to 1363 and encodes 422 amino acids.